AUGGAAAGAAUCGGUCUGGGAAUUUGGAGAGAGGGCUGCGGGGAUGAGUGCAAAAGAGAGGGGCGAGGCAGCAAUCACAAAGGCCUUCGCAUCCUCACCAGCCUCCCCCCCCAAAAAAACACACCCUGGGGAGAUCCUUAUUGGUCUCUUUCUGAACCCAGUGGGUGUACACUUUUCGCAACCGAAAUAAAAGGGUGGAUUUGCCGAGGCUUUAAAUAUGGCUUGAGUUGUCACAAGCCCUCAUAUCCUGCCCUGUAGGCUCCUCGAUCGCUUCGGUGUUUGGUUGCUGUGGUAAGUCUUGUUUGUUAUUUUUACGUGCCUAGUCUGUUUUUCUAAAAAAAUUAAAUUAAAUUAAAUAGAACAAGGAUGAGGCCAUCAGUUUCAGCCUAAUGUUGUGCAGAGGCUGACAUGACUGACCAGAGUCCAGAUGCAGUUUCAGAAGUGCAGAACUUCCUUGUGGCUUGGGAGUAGUAGCCAAAUAUGCCCUACUUAGAGUAGGCCCACAGGAAUCAGUGGUUUUUUAGGGUGGUCACCCAAGUAAAUUCUACUUAGAGCAGACGCGGUGAAGUUAAGGGACCAAAAUUCGCCGUUGAGCUGUAGUCAGUGGUAGCCCUACUCCGAGUAGACCCACUGAAGUUAAUCGACACGAACUUAGGUUUGUUAAUUGCAAUGGCCCUGAGCAGAAUGUGGUUGGAUACAACCCCAUGCUGAUUAACUUCUGUGGGUCUGCUGUGAGGAGGAGUGACACCGGCUGCAACUCAACGUUACGUAAGUCCAUUGAUUUCAAUAUGUCCAUUUCGGAGCAUGAGUCUUGAUGUGGGAUCUUGCCCACACACAAUUAAUCUUCCCCAGAUCUUAAAGCUACCAGCCCUGGAAAGGAGCUUCAAGUCCCCAGAUGUUCUUCAGUGUUACACCGGUAUUCGAUAGAUGUAAGAACGACUGUUUUCAUCCAAAGCGGACCUCUUUUGCAGAGGUGCAAUUUGUUUCUCCAGUGUGUGUUAUGCACGGCAAUCUGCUAGCAGUCGCUGAGGAAAUGGGCGUCGUGUCCCUCCACUCCCUUCAGCCAGUCUUACCACAGGUAGCAACAGAGAGCAGAACAGCGACUCUGCAAGACGCCCCUGAUUCCUACGCAAUCCAAUAUGCUUGCAAAGGGCUGUUAUUCAGCAAACAGAAAGGGCCAAACUCUGCAAGCACUCAGGUUCCCAGCAGCUAAUGGCUGUGGGUUUGAUUUUUAUAGCAGGCAGGGCUUUCUCUCCCCAUUCCCAAGCAGCACUCUGCACAUGCUCAGUGAAUAAAGGGUGUGGCUGCCUAGGUAUCUAUCUGCCUGUCUGUCUUUUCAUCUAUCUAUACAGUCGUACCUAGGAAGUCAAACGGAAUCCGUUCCAGAAGUCCGUUCGACUUCCGAAACGUUCGUAAACCAAAGCGCGGCUUCUGGUCGGCUCCAGGAAGCUCCUGCAGCCAAUUGGAAGACGCAGAAGCCCCGUCGGAUGUUCGGCUUCCAAAAAAACAUUCCAAAACCGGAACAUUCACUUCCAGUUUUCGAUCGUUUGGGAGCCAGAACAUUGGAGGUACGACUGUAUAACAGGACUUUCCUACCAAGAAUAGCAUUCUGGGCAUGCUCAGUUUCCCAGUGGCUAAAGGGUGUGGCUUUUUAAAGUAGGAGGCAUUGCUCCCACGCCCUUCCACAACCCACGAUCAGAUUCUGGACAACUAGAAGGCACUGAUUCUUUUGGAACCUGAUAGCUGGCCCUCACCUUUCAUUUCAAAUGAGGAGUGUGUCUCUGUAUGUGACAGCAAAUAUUCCCCUCACAGAGCUGCAAUUGCCAGUUUCACAGGGAGAGAGAUGGAUAGACUCUGGAAAUUGGGGCUCUGUGUGGAGAAUUUGGGGGGGUGUCACCUAAGAACUUUCAGCACCCCAACAAACGACGUUUCCCAAGAUUUUUGUGGUGGUGGGGGACCACUUAAAUAAAGAAGGGUACUUCAAAUGCUCAGUACAGAUGGGACCUCAGGGGUUUGUGUGCGCAAUUCUCAGCGCAAUUCUGUUUGUGUCUAUCCUGCCCUAUCUCAGACUGUGCAUUCAGCUGAUCACGAAGCGACUUUUCUCCUCUGGAUCACAAUCAGCUAAGAAGUGAAGGGGAGGGCGGAUUCAGCUCAGUUUGUAUUUAAAGGCAAACAAACCUAUAUACCCCACUCUCUCCAAAAUAGCACAAAAACAGCCAACCUUUGGAAAUUCGAACAUCUUUGAAUUUUGCUAGGCGGUUCUCCAGCCAAGUAAUGUGUACCUCCCCAAAAAAAGGCAUAGACUAGGGGAAUGUGUGCCUUAAAAUGUGUUAAUCUGUGAAAAUAGAAUGUAUUAUAUUAGGCAAAAUUACUUCCAAGGAUGUGUCUAUUAGGGGAAAUAUUGCACUAAGUUGCUGACGAAUUUUCAUGAGGGGGAAGCAAGCUCAGGGGUCAAUUCUUAAAGUUUUUUUAAAAUGGUUUUUAAUCGGGGAUCAAGGCAGAAAGCUGAUGUGGAAAUGUGGAGUGCUGAACUUAAAGUUGGCAAAAUAAGGAACUGAGGGAAACUGAAAUGGGCUGAUUUUCUCAUCCCGAAAACAGCCCCUCCCUCCAGAUAGAACCCCCUAGUCAUGAGGACUGGCCUCUUGACACUUAACUCUAAAAGGUGUGCCAGAACAUGCACACAAUGUGCUUUCCUCAACUCCUGCCCUCCAAAACCAGCGAUUGACUGCAACUAAACUCAUCUGGGAUCAAGAGGAAGAACCAUCAGUUUAGGGGACAGACGUAUCACCUCCACCCCAAUAAGUACAGAUCCCUUUCUGGCGUUUCUCCCCUCCCAUCUGUUUUACUCAAGCCUCCCCUGACUUUGCCACCAAAUUCUACUACCGAUUCUUUCAUCAUGACUCAGAGUUUCCUCUUUCAUUUUUUUACCAUCUCCAGAUUCUGUGGUUGACUAAAGCCGGGUGCGGUCUCCCUCCAGCAAACCUCAGUCUGGAGGCGAUGAAAAAUAAAAAUAUAGACUCUGAUGCCAUCCACCUCAUAAGUUUCUUGUUCUAGACAAAGGCUUGCGUUAAGCAAUAGAGUUAAGAAAAUAAUACAGAACGUACACCCAUAACGUAAAAAUCCAUAAUAUAAAAAAGACUUUCCUCAGCGUUAAAACACAGUUUCCCUUGCGCAUCUCUGACAGCAGCAGUUCUAAUAUUACCUUGCCUUUCUAAAAUCCAAUUUGCCAACCUCCAUGAUGUAAGAGAGAAUGGUUACCAGAGACACCAACAAACUCAAAUCCAUCUUGACUCCAGAUUAAGCCUCCAAAUCACCACAACAAUUUAUAGUGAUUUUCUUUAACUCCUUUUUCCUGAUUUUUCCCCCGCAGCCAGUGCAUAAAGGGCCACUCUGUAUGUUACAAAGGUCUUAUUGUCACUCUAAAGAAACCAAACCAUUUCUGCCAGGGUGGGACUGCUUGCUUGUAUGUGCAAAGAUUUCAGAAAGCGAUCUCUUGGGUCUCUCUAUACAAGGGACAGGCUAACAGAUAAUGAGUGAUAUCUUCUACCUGAGGCAAACCAAAAAGUCUGUUUGAAUGAUGGAUGUUGUUGAAGUGACCAUCCACGACUGCAGCGGGCAUCACUUGGGAGAUGCAGCUCAAGCAAAACAUUUCUUGUCUGGCGAGAGUGUGGUCAGAAAAUUAGCUCUAGAAUGCUCUUUUCUGGAGAGCGGAUACCAAGGGGGAAAUUGGUUGUGGGCAGUUCCUUCUGGAUUCUAUCCAGAAAAGGCAAUCCCUUAGUUCACACUUACUCCUCAUCGAAGCAGAGCUCAGUUCUGGGAAAUAAUAAUAGUCCAAAUCACCUUUUGAUGAUGGCUCAAUAUGCAUAGGAGCCAUUUUUAAAAGGUAGUUUAACUGAGUGCCAUCUGCUCUUGCCUUGAAUGUUGGUCACAUGGAUUCUUUACUAAGAAGAACUGCUAAUAUUCCUGAUGAUAGAAAGUAUAGCUUCCAAAAAUAUAUUUUUUGCACCAUUUACAAAAUUUUAAUAAGAAUUCAAAUCAGAGCCCCAGAUUUACUCGAGUAAGUACUUUGCUACCAAAUAUAUUUAGGACAGGUUCAAUCACCUGCCCUCCGCCGUUGCAACAGAACUUCAUCAAUGCCCCUAUGGUUUUCUGUGCUUUGAUUUUCACUGUCUCCAUAUGACACUUCCAAGAGAGGGUUUUGCUAAAGAGUACACCCAGGUUUCGAAAUGAGCGCAUUUGUCCCCUAGCUUGCUGAUCUAAGCAGCAAAGGUAAAAAAGUAAAAGGUAAAGGACCCCUGGACAGUUAAGUCCAGUCAAAGGCAACCAUAGGGUUGCGGCACACAUCUCACUUUCAGGCCGAGGGAGCCGGCAUUUGUCCACAGACAGCUUUCCGGGUCAUGUGGCCAGCAGGACUAAACCGCUUCUGGCACAAUGGGACACCAUGACAGAAACCGGAGCACACGGAAACACUGUUUACCUUCCCGCCACAGUGGUACCUAUUUAUCUACUCGCACUGGUGUGCUUUCGAACUGCUAAGUUGGCAGGAGCUGGGGCAGAACAACAGGAGCUCACUCCAUCGCGGGGAUUCGAACCGCCGACCUUGUGAUCGGCAAGCCCAAGAGGCUCAGUGGUUUAGACCACAGCGCUACCUGUGUCCCUUUCUAAAGAGCAUUUAUACCUAGGACUAUGUUUGCCAAAAAUCAUACUGUUGGUCUUAAUUUAUGGAUAGGCUUUCCUGCUUACAGUAUGUGCUGAGCACCUCCAAGAGAUUUUUUGACACCCAAUCGGGAAAGAGAGAGGAGCCCUAAAUCAUCUGUUUACAUCACUAUUGAGAUCUUUCUGUCCCUAAUUACUGCAGCGGGGAAGUUUGCGUUGGCUAAAUAUGGCACCAAAUCGUUAAUAUAGAUGUUAAAAGAGCGGGAGCCAGAAUGCAGCCUUGAUUCAUUCCUCGUGAUGCUUUAAAGGCAUCAGUCGUACCACCAUUUAAACCUACUCUGACCCUCAUUCCUGUAUUGCUUCAUAGCUCUUGGAUCUAUAGCAGACAUCUGCAGUUGGUGUUGGCAAUCUGAAAUUUCUCCCACCGCCUUAUCUCACUUAAUUUAAACCCUAGACCACCAGCUCCCAGAAUUUGUCUCCAUCCUCUCUUUUCCAUUACAAGAAGUCCCAGUUCCUGCCACUGGGCUUUUGUAUGUUCUGUUUCUUGUUGAGCAGACUCUUGUAUCCCAAACUACUGUACGUUUGAUCAAAAUCUGCAUGGAAUCCUCCGAUGGAUUCUUACGAGAAUCCCCAGUUGUCUUAGCCAGAACUUUCUUAGCUGCUUUGCAUUGACUUGUCAAUGAAGGAUAGACUAUAAUGCGACUGACAGCACUUGCACCUACAUGACUCUACAUGACUCCCGUGUUGUUGAUGUUGUUUAGUCGUUUAGUCGUGUCCGACUCUUCAUGACCCCAUGGACCAGAGCACGCCAGGCACUCCUGUCUUCCACUGCCUCCCGCAGUUUGGUCAAACUCAUGCUGGUAGCUUCGAGAACACUGUCCAACCAUCUCGUCCUCUGUCCUCCCCUUCUCCUUGUGCCCUCCAUCUUUCCCAACAUCAGGGUCUUUUCCAGGGAGUCUUCUCUUCUCAUGAGGUGGCCAAAGUAUUGGAGCCUCAGCUUCAGGAUCUGUCUUUCCAGUGAGCACUCAGGGCUGAUUUCCUUAAGAAUGGAUAGAUUUGAUCUUCUUGCAGUCCAUGGGACUCUCAAGAAUCUCCUCCAAUAUAUAAAUUAUAUUGCAAUACAGAUUCCAACCAUUUGGGGCUCUAUGCGAGGCACAGAACUACAAUUCCCAGAGUUCCCUGGGAAGAAAAGGGAUUGCUUGUCAAACCACUCUGGGAAUUGAAGUUCUGGAAGGGAGGCGGGGUGGGGUCUCCUACCAAUGCUCAGCACCCAUAACAAUCAGCAGCUCCCAGAAUUCCUUGGGGCAAGCCAUGAGUGUUUAAAGUGGUAUCGUAGUGAUUUAAAUAUCUGGUGCAAACAUAGCCUUAGGGUUGCCUUUGCAGAAGAGAGGAGGAGGAGCAGGAUGGGGACAAAGGCGGAAUUAGUUGGCUCCGCCUCUCCUUGGCUCUGGCUCCACCUCCCAUUGGCUUCCCUGUUGUCUGCCCAGCCAGUCUCAAUGGGCAAGCGCCACCACCGUCCACCACCUGACCAGCUUUCUCAUUCCCAACCCGCUCUUCUGCCACCGCCAGGUUCCGAGAGCAUCCGAAAAUGGCGAGUCCCCUGGAGAAGGCCCUGGAGGUGAUGGUCACAACUUUCCACAACUACUCCGGCAAGGAAGGAGACAAGUUCAAGUUGAACAAGGCGGAGCUGAAGGAGCUGCUCUUGAAGGAGCUGCCUGGGUUCCUCGGGGUAAGUCAAAGGAGGGAACCUCGAUGGGGGAGAACUUCUCCUUCUCAAGAAGGUCCCCUGCAUCUCCAGGGAAGGCUGCAGAAGAAUCCCUUCCUGAAAUCCUGGAGAGCUACUGGACCAUGAGGACUAGAAACUUACAUUAUUUUUCAGGGAAGGGGGGCAGCUCAGUGGUAGAACAUCUGCUUUGUGCGCAGAAGGUUCGAUCCCUGCCUUCUCCAGGUAGGACUGCAACAGAAUCUUUUCCUGAAACUCUGGAGACACACUGCCCUUUAUUCUGAACCAUGAGGACUAGAAUCUCUGGGUGAUCCCUGAUUGGUUGGGACAUGUGCCCAGGACAAGGGUGGGGAACGUCUGGCCCUCCAGAUGGACUACAACUCUCAUCAUCACUGACUGAUGGGUGAUGGGGCUGAUGGGAGCUGGAAUACAGCAACAUCUAGUGGGCCCAAAGACUCCCAAUCCCUGAACUAGACUGGCAAUUGCCUUUCUGACAUCUAUCCCAAUUGCGUCUUCUAAUGCAGAGCUCUCCAGUUGCUUCUGGACCACAACUCCCAGCAUCCCUGACCAUCAGCCAGUGGCUGAUGGGAGUUGAAGUCCAACCACAUCUGGAGGGCCACAGGCUCCCCAUUCCUGCUUCACACCUUUGCAUGUGCAUUUAAUGGGUGAUCCCUGAUUGGUUGGGACAUGUGUCCGGGACAGGGGUGCGGGACCCUGCGGCCCUCCAGAUAUGGCCAGCUCCCUUCAUCCCUGACCAUUAUGGCUGGGGCUGAUGUGAGCUGGAGUCUGGAAGGCCACAGGCUCCCCGUCCCUGGGCAAGACCCAACUAGCAGACGGGUGUGCCUUGCGCUCCAGGCCAUUGGAGCAGUCUGGUGGCUAUGAGUGUCCAUCGUCCUCCAUCCAUGUGCAGGCUAUACAAAAGCCCAAUGGGGAAGCAGGGCACAUAAGCAAGUCAGAGAGACAGACGUAAUUGAAAGGUGUGCAUUUCAGCAAGGUGUGCAUUUUACCAAGGCAGCAGAUGGCACUACUUACCGCAUUUUUUGCUCUAUAAGACGCACCAGACCAUAAGAUGCACCUAGUUUUUGGAGGAGGAAAACAAGAAAAAAAAUAUUCUGAAUCCCAUAAACCAGAACAGCAAGAGGGAUCUGGCUUCUGGGAUAGCCUCUUGCUGUCCUGGCUUAUGGGAUAGCCGCGCACAGCCUCUCCUGGGCAAGGGGAUGAAGGCUCCCCCAAGAGCUGCACUCCCUUUAAAGAGUGCGUGAAAAGAGCUCCACGGGGCUCUUUAAAGGGAGCGCUGAGCAGAGCCUCCCGCCUGCAUUCACUCCAUAAGACGCACACACAUUUCCCCUUACUUUUUAGGAGGGGGAAAGUGCGUCUUAUAGAGAGAAAAAUACGGUACCUCAAUAAUUAAAAACACGUACAUGCAAAAAGGUUAGACCUUCUCUGGAUCCUAGCCUCUGGGGCUAGAAGAAGCCCAGAGUGGCUGGGGCAACAGGGAACUACCCCCCAAUGUUUACUGCUGAAUCAGAAUGAAUGUCAAUUGGGUUUUCUGCGAAUCGGCAUUCGUUCUGAUUCAGCAAUAAACAGCCAGUUUCCCCUGCAAAGCUGGUGAGGCAAAAGCUCUCGCACAACGCAGCAAGGGUCGGACAGCCCCCCCUUCCUUCCCGGCCACGUCGUGGCAACCCCAGAUCUCUUUUUAAACCUCGCCCACCAAUGAAAUCCAACCUCCCUCCCGCAGAAAAAGAAGGACGAGACGAAUUUCCAGAGGAUCAUGAGCAACUUAGACAACAACAAGGACAACGAGGUGGACUUCCAAGAGUACGCCGUCUUCCUGGCCUGCGUGGCCAUGAUGUGCAACGAUUUCUUCCAGGGCUAUCCCGACAAGAUGCCCAGGGGCAAGUGA
Podarcis lilfordi (Lilford's wall lizard) is the source of this 8282-nucleotide messenger RNA. NCBI's taxonomy places the organism in Eukaryota, Metazoa, Chordata, Lepidosauria, Squamata, Lacertidae. The record is from the annotation of a GenBank genome assembly.